This is a messenger RNA of Chrysoperla carnea, 4548 nucleotides long. RefSeq names its product epidermal growth factor receptor (gene Egfr). Gene Ontology annotation, cellular component: signaling receptor complex; basal plasma membrane. Gene Ontology annotation, molecular function: ATP binding; transmembrane receptor protein tyrosine kinase activity. The transcript has 4 exons. Gene Ontology annotation, biological process: positive regulation of cell population proliferation; protein phosphorylation; multicellular organism development. Lineage: Eukaryota; Metazoa; Arthropoda; Insecta; Neuroptera; Chrysopidae. Bases 34 to 4398 code for a protein of 1454 amino acids. The record is from RefSeq and is a predicted model, not a curated record.
UUUUACGAUAAUCACUGUUCUAUCCAGAUCAGAAUGCAAUACUUCAAUAAUUUUGAAUUAUUGAUAACAUGUAUUGGAUUAUGUUUGUUGAUUGUGCCAACUGUAUUUGCUGACAAAGAAGUUAGUAAAGCAAAAAUAUGCAUUGGCACAAAUGGCCGGAUGUCCGUACCAUCGAACCGUGAUCAUCAUUAUAGAAAUUUACGAGAUCGGUACCUGAAUUGCACAUACAUUGAUGGAAAUUUAGAAUUAACAUGGCUACAAGAUCCAAAUAUGGAUUUAAGUUUUUUACAACAUAUACGUGAGGUAACUGGUUAUGUCUUAAUAUCACAUGUGGAUGUCAAGCGUAUUGUUCUACCAAAGUUACAAAUUAUACGGGGUCGUACAUUAUUCAGUGUGACAAUCAGCAAUGAAAAUUUUGCACUAAUGGUAACUUUAUCAAAAGCAUACUCACUCGAAUUACCAGCAUUACGAGAUAUCAUCAGUGGAAGUGUUGGAAUUUAUAAUAAUUAUAAUUUAUGUCACGUGAAUACGAUUAAUUGGAACGAAAUCAUUUCAGACCCAAUAGGAAAACGUGUUUUUGUUUAUAAUUUCACAUCACCAGAACGUGAAUGCGAAUGUGAUAAAAGUUGUGAAGCUGGAUGUUGGGGUGAAGGACCUCAAAAUUGCCAAAAAUUCUCUAAAGAAAACUGCAGUCCACAAUGUGAUCAAGGACGUUGCUUUGGACCAAAUCCACGUGAAUGUUGCCAUCUAUUUUGCGCCGGAGGUUGUAAAGGUCCCAAACAAAGUGAUUGUCUAGCCUGUAAAAACUUCUACGAUAAUGGAACAUGUACCCAAGAAUGUCCGCCUAUGCAACGAUACAACUCUAUAACAUAUUCCUGGGAAUCAAAUCCCGAAGGAAAAUAUGCAUAUGGAGCGACUUGUGUGAAAAAAUGUCCGGAACAUUUAUUAAAAGAUAAUGGGGCUUGCGUACGAAGUUGUCCGGAAAAGAAAAAAGCUGAAAACGGUGAAUGUAUACCAUGUAUUGGACCAUGUCCGAAAAAUUGUAAAGGUGGCGUGAUUGUACAUUCAGGGAAUAUUAAUAGCUUUAAAAAUUGUACGAUCAUCGAAGGGUACCUACAAAUUUUGGAACAAUCAUUUACUGGUUACCAAGAAGUUUACGCAAAUUACUCAUUUGGAGCUCGAUAUGAAACAAUGCAUCCAGAUAAAUUGGAAGUAUUUAGUACAGUAAAAGAAGUUACAGAAUUUAUAAGUAUUCAAGCAUUCCAUGAAGCAUUUACGAAUUUAUCCUAUUUUCGAAAUUUAGAAACAAUUGGUGGUCGUACCUUAGGUUCCUUUAAUUCAGCACUAUAUAUUGUAAAAACAUCACUACGCUCAUUAAGACUACGUUCACUCAAACAUAUUCAUGCUGGUUCAAUAAAUAUUUUGGAAAACAAGAAUUUAUGUUUUGCGGACAAAAUCGAUUGGUCACGGUUUAAAAAUUCGAAGAAUUAUGCUACGAUGUUGCAAAAUAAUAAAGAUGCAGCUUUAUGUGAAGCAGAAGGACAAAUAUGUAAUCCAGAAUGUUCGAAGCAUGGUUGUUGGGAUGUUGGAGCUGAUCAAUGUUUAUCAUGUGCGAAUUAUAGUUUGGGAACACAAUGUCUUCAAGAUUGCAAUACAUUAGAAGGCUUAUACAAAGCUAGUGCAACACAUUGUGAACGAUGUCACGAACAAUGUAAGUCUACUUGCCACGGUCCAGAAGCAAAUCAUUGUGAUGGUUGCCGUAAUGUUAAAGAUGGUCCAUUCUGUGUUGAAAAAUGCCCAAUAACAAAAUACGUCGAAAAUGGUAUAUGCAAAAAUUGUCAUGAAAAUUGUGAUGGUGGAUGUACCGGUCCUAAGAAUACAAUUGGGCCUGGUGGAUGCAAUUCUUGUGAACGUGCAAUAAUUAACAGUGAUAUGAAAGCUGAACGAUGUUUACAUCCAAAUGACUCAUGUCCUGAUGGAUACUAUUACGAAUGGGUUGGACCCCAAGAACAAGGAUUAUUAAAACCACUUGCUGGUAAAGCUAUCUGUAGGAAAUGUCAUCCACGGUGUAAAAAAUGUACUGGAUAUGGUUUUCAUGAGCAAUUUUGUCAAGAAUGUACGAAUUAUAAGCGCGACGAACAAUGUGAAGACGAAUGUCCUGUGGAUCAUUACGCCGAUAAUAGUACGCACAUGUGUAUACAAUGCCAUAGUGAAUGUCGUGGAUGCACCGGACCCGGAGAUGGAAAUUGUAAUAAAUGCCGAAACUAUAAAUUAUUUAAAACUUCCAUUUCGUUGUUAAAUAGUGAUAAAAAUAUAACAAUCCCAUUCAGAUGUAUUGCAUCGUGCCCACCAGAUGCCCCCUUCAAAAUAUUCCCACAACACAAUGUUGAGCCAUACUGUUCCAAAGAACAAAUUAGUAUGCAAUUAGGAGGUAUGAUCGAUAAUCAAAGAACUCCCGUUGUUCUUGCUACCAUAUUAGUUUGUGCCAUUUUAGUUUUAAUAUUUUUGGGCUUUGUCAGUUAUCAAUGGCGACGCAAAGCAAUGGCCAAAGAGUCAGCAAUGAAAAUGACAAUGGCAUUAACAGGAUUAGAAGAUAACGAACCAUUACGUCCAACAAAUGUUCAACCAAAUUUAGCAAAAUUACGAAUUGUCAAAGAAGCUGAAUUACGCCGUGGCGGUAUAUUAGGAAAGGGUGCGUUUGGUGUCGUUUUUAAAGGUGUUUGGGUACCAGAAGGGGAAAAUGCUAAAAUACCUGUUGCAAUAAAAGUUUUACGUGAAGGUACUGGUUCCAAUACGAGUAAAGAAUUUUUAGAAGAGGCUUAUAUAAUGGCUACCGUUGAACAUCCAAAUUUAUUGCAACUAUUAGCCGUAUGUAUGACAGAACAAUUAAUGUUGGUUACUCAAUUAAUGCCAUUGGGAUGUCUGUUACAUUUUGUUCAAUCGCAUCGAGAACGCAUUGGGUCUAAAGCACUUCUAAAUUGGUGUACCCAAAUUGCAAGAGGAAUGUCCUAUUUGGAAGAAAAACGUUUGGUUCAUCGUGAUUUAGCUGCACGUAAUGUUUUGGUUCAAACACCUAGUUGUGUUAAAAUUACGGAUUUUGGAUUAGCAAAAUUGCUAGACAUUAAUGAAGAAGAGUACAAAGCACCCGGUGGAAAAAUGCCUAUUAAAUGGUUAGCCUUAGAAUGUAUACAACAUCGUAUAUUUACGCAUAAAAGUGAUGUUUGGGCAUUUGGUGUGACUGUUUGGGAAUUAUUAACAUAUGGUGGACGACCAUAUGAACAAAUUUCUGUAAAAGAUGUGCCAGAAUUACUUGAAAAAGGUGAACGUCUUCCACAGCCAAAUAUUUGUACAAUUGACGUGUACAUGAUUAUGAUUAAAUGUUGGAUGCUUGAUGCCGAAAGUCGUCCUUGCUUUAAAGAAUUAGCCGAUGAAUUUGCAAAAAUGGCAAGAGAUCCUGGACGUUAUCUUGUAAUACCUGGAGAUAAAUUUAUGAGAUUACCACAAUUUUCACAGGAUCCUAAAGAUCAUCUUUAUCCAGUUGGAGGAUCUAUAAAUAUGGAUUCAUUGGGAGAUACAGAUGAAUAUUUACAACCAAAAUCACGUGCACCAAUUUCUAUAUCGACAACAACAUCUAGCUCUCCGCCAUUGACUCCACUAAAACCUGGAUGGCCAACAAGUGAAGUGUCUGAAGAAGGUUACGCACCACAAAAUCAACACAACAUGCAUAAAGACCGAUAUCCAGGUGGGCAUGGAUUUAAUCCUCAUCAUAUAAAUGGUAAUGGUAUCAUGGAACCAGGUUCCACAACAAAUAGAUACUGUAGUGAUCCUCUUAAAUUACUAGGAGUAAAUGAAUUUAAUUUGAAAGAAGACGAUGAUUCUGGAUCAUCUGGUAAACGGGACGCUCAAGUGGGUACAAUAAAACUAUCGUUGCCAUUAGAUGAAGAUGAUUAUUUAAUGCCAUCACCGCAACAACCUCAGGGUGUUACUACGUACAUGGAUUUAAUUGGUGAUUCAAACAAACAUCUAGACAGUCAAGUAGCUUCGAAUUCAGGUUAUGGUAAUUAUCCAGACUUUUUACCACAAAUGGGUCAAACGGAGAUUGAUAAUCCUGAAUAUUUAAUGGCACCAGAUACGUUAGGUAUACCAACAACACCCACGCAAACUUUAGGCAUACCAACAAUUUCAGAAAUGAUCACUUCGGCCAAUACUAACGUCCCCUCAUCGAGUAGUGCUAGUAGUGCUGAUACUACCACAACAGCAAUAGUAAAUGAAGUGCAUCGGCCGGUUGUUGGCGCACAAAAAUCAAUUGAAGAAGAAUCUGAUCAUGAAUAUUAUAACGAUUUUGAUCGAUUACAAAGAGAACUUCAACCAUUACGUAAAAGUGAAACGACAGUGUGACCAAGUGUUGUUCCGUUUUAAUUAAUUUUUUUUACGUACAUCUUGCCAAAAUGCAUUCAAACAAAUUGUUAAUAAAUUAAACUAUAGACUUCCAUUUUUUUAAAUCAAGUUUGUGUAAAUAAUUGUAAAUAAUAUUGAAGCCCACAAGCG